This is a messenger RNA of Xiphophorus couchianus (Monterrey platyfish), 804 nucleotides long. RefSeq names its product ribosomal protein L15 (gene rpl15). NCBI's taxonomy places the organism in Eukaryota, Metazoa, Chordata, Actinopteri, Cyprinodontiformes, Poeciliidae. Gene Ontology annotation, biological process: cytoplasmic translation. The transcript is spliced from 4 exons. Gene Ontology annotation, cellular component: ribosome; cytosolic large ribosomal subunit. Bases 133 to 747 code for a protein of 204 amino acids. Gene Ontology annotation, molecular function: structural constituent of ribosome; RNA binding. The record is from RefSeq and is a predicted model, not a curated record.
AUAUAUAUACAUAAAGUGAAUAAUUGAAAAACCACAUUUCCCAUGAACACCGGAAAGGAAACGUACUGCCAUAAAGCAUGCUGGGUAAAAUCUCUCUCUCUUUCCGGCUGGUACGCCAUCAAGUAAGUCAACAUGGGAGCCUAUAGGUAUAUGCAGGAGUUGUGGCGCAAGAAGCAGUCUGAUGUGAUGCGCUUCCUGCUCCGUGUUCGCUGCUGGCAGUACCGUCAGCUGUCCAACCUCCAUCGGGCCCCCAGACCCACCAGGCCUGACAAGGCUCGCAGGCUGGGCUAUAAAGCCAAGCAGGGCUACGUCAUUUACCGCGUCAGAGUGCGCCGUGGUGGCCGCAAACGCCCCGUCCCUAAGGGAGCGACCUACGGCAAGCCGGUGCAUCAUGGUGUGAACCAGCUCAAAUUCGCCCGCAGUUUGCAGUCCACUGCUGAGGAGCGCGCUGGUCGUCACUGUGGAGCGCUGCGAGUUCUCAACUCCUACUGGGUGGGCGAGGACUCCACCUACAAGUUCUUCGAGGUGAUUCUGAUCGACCCCUUCCACAAGGCCGUCAGACGCAACCCAGACACCCAGUGGAUCACAAAGGCCGUGCACAAGCACAGGGAGAUGCGCGGCCUGACCUCUGCAGGAAAGAAGAGCCGCGGCCUGGGCAAGGGCCACAAGUUCCAUCUGACCAUCGGAGGCUCCCGCCGUGCCGCCUGGAAGAGGCGCAACACCCUGCAGCUGCACCGCUACCGCUAGGCCAUGUCACACACGUCUGUACAUUAACCCGAAUAAAAACUGUCCUUUUUAUGGUCA